AGCAGCACCAAUGGAGCUGCGUGGAUGUGACACAUGGGAAUUUCUGACAUAUCUCUUCCCACUCUGACCUUGACAGACACAAUAAAAAGGGGCUUCACUGCACACCCACAGCCAAUCAGUCCUAUAACCAAGGGCUCACAAGUCUUUGGCUUCUUCUUUCUUUGCUGCUGCCCAGUCUUCUCCCUCCCGGCAGGCAAGAUGGCUAUGCUGGACUUGAGCGAGUUCGGGGAGGCUGCUGACUUCCUCCGGAAGAGCUACACAGAGCAGCUCAAGCUUCAAACUAUCCCAUUUGAUGGUAAGAAACGAGCUUGGAUCCCAGAUGACAAGGAAGCCUAUGUUGAGGUUGAAAUCAAAGAAAUCUCUGGUGGCAAAGUCAUCGUGGAAACCAAAAAUAAAGACACCCGGGUUGUCAAGGAGGACGACAUCCAGCAGAUGAACCCUCCCAAGUUCGAUAUGAUUGAGGACAUGGCCAUGCUAACGCACCUCAACGAGGCCUCGGUGCUAUACAACCUGAAGCGCCGCUAUGCUCACUGGAUGAUCUAUACCUAUUCAGGUUUGUUCUGUGUCACCAUAAACCCCUACAAGUGGCUGCCAGUCUACACCUCACCCGUGGUAGCAGCCUAUAAGGGCAAGCGGAGGUCAGAGGUCCCGCCCCACAUCUACUCCAUUGCGGACAAUGCCUACAACGACAUGUUGCGCAAUCGUGAGAACCAGUCCAUGCUUAUCACGUAA
Trachemys scripta elegans is the source of this 732-nucleotide messenger RNA. RefSeq names its product myosin-7B-like. NCBI's taxonomy places the organism in Eukaryota, Metazoa, Chordata, Testudines, Emydidae. The transcript has 6 exons. The record is from RefSeq and is a predicted model, not a curated record. Gene Ontology annotation, cellular component: myosin complex. Gene Ontology annotation, molecular function: cytoskeletal motor activity; ATP binding; actin filament binding. Bases 34 to 732 code for a protein of 232 amino acids.